Messenger RNA from Fomitiporia mediterranea MF3/22, 1580 nucleotides. RefSeq names its product FAD/NAD-binding domain-containing protein. Gene Ontology annotation, molecular function: FAD binding. Gene Ontology annotation, biological process: secondary metabolite biosynthetic process. Lineage: Eukaryota; Fungi; Basidiomycota; Agaricomycetes; Hymenochaetales; Hymenochaetaceae. The transcript has 9 exons. The record is from RefSeq and is a predicted model, not a curated record. Bases 195 to 1568 code for a protein of 457 amino acids.
UUUUCGAUAAAUGGGGAAGAUAUCUUUAGCCUUGAUGGGAAAACGCAUAUUCAAUCCGUGCCUCUUCGUCAUGCGAAGCUACCUCCUUCUUGCUUAGCACAUACAUAGAUAGCGAUGAGUCGGUGUCUUGUCCUACUGAGCUCGCAACCUGCCUCGCUCUCUCUUUACCUGCUAUUACGAGGUCUAUCGUCUACAUGGAAGGACAUCCCAGAUUUCGCAUAGCCAUUUGUGGUGGGGGAAUCGGUGGGCUUUCUCUCGCUGUCGUUAUUGGCAAGUACUGCAAGGACGUCGAAAUCGAUUUGUUCGAAGGGCUACCUCAGUUCACGGAAAUCGGUGCAGGCAUUUCGGUGUGGAAACGGACGUGGUUCAUCAUGCAGGAACUCGGUCUUGAUGAAACUCUGGGGAAAUUGGCGUUAGAGCCGCCUGUAGAUGAGAUAAAACCCGGUUUUUGUUACAGGAAAAGCGACCAGCCAACAGAGGGCUUCAAUUUCAAUCGUAUGAUCGUACCUUACGGAUCAAUUACCCUCCACCGUGCCGACAUGUUGAAAGUCCUCACGGACAAUUUACCUCCGCCGUCAAUGUUUCACGCACACUUCAACAAACGGCUUACAUCGUACUCCACAAAGAGUAAUUCCGUGAUUCUCUACUUUGCGGAUGGUACGUCCUUUGAAUCGGAUAUGUUAGUAGGAGCGGAUGGUAUCAAAUCCGCGACACGCGCGAAAAUGUACACAUCAUUAGCGGAUAGAGCGAAGGAAGAAGACAAGAAAGCCCAGUUGAAGUGUUUUGUGCAAGCCGAAUGGUCAGGAACUUACGCUUAUCGUGCGUUGGUGGAUACGAACAUGUUAUUGAAAGUGGCGCCUGGCCAUCGCGCUGCUUCACUUCCGAUGAUGUAUUGCGGAAAGGACAAACAUGUCGUCUCCUAUCCGAUAUCUCAAGGAAGGCUCGUAAAUCUCGUCCCUUUUGUUACUGUCCCGAGUGGAGAGGGAAAACAACUCGACGGCCCCGCUGUGGUCGACGUGACGAAGCAAGAGAUGCUAGAUCAAUAUAAGGGUUGGGAGCCGGAAGUCUAUUCCCUCCUUGACAGUUCCGAGAAGGUACAGCGAUGGGCAAUCAGCCAUAUACGUGGGUUGCCAACAUACGUGGACGGUCGAGUCGCAAUAUUGGGAGACGCGGCUCACGCCAUGACUACUCAUCUGGGCGCAGGAGCCGGUCAGGCUAUCGAGGAUUCAUUCAUUCUCGGAAAACUCCUUGCCCAACCAGGAGUAAACAAAUCAAAUCUCGCUUCAGUACUACGCGUCUACGACGCCGUUCGUCGACCAUUCGGAAAUCACAUCGUCGAGCGCUCACGUACGUCGGGGUUCUUAUACGAGUUCAAUAAUCUCCCGGAUGACAUCGACGAAGCACUCAUUCGUGCCGGCUCGGACGUAGAGUUGGGGAAAUUGACACGAGAGAUAUAUAAGAAGUGGGAGAUUCAGUGGAGUGCGUUGCCGAAUGUUGAGUGGAAAGAGGCGGAACGGAGGCUUAAAGAGGUGGUUGAGACGUCUGGUCCGAAGACUUCGAGGCUGUAGGUAUCUUAUUUU